This is a messenger RNA of Loxodonta africana (African savanna elephant), 1456 nucleotides long. RefSeq names its product sorting nexin 20 (gene SNX20). NCBI's taxonomy places the organism in Eukaryota, Metazoa, Chordata, Mammalia, Proboscidea, Elephantidae. Gene Ontology annotation, molecular function: phosphatidylinositol phosphate binding. The transcript has 5 exons. Gene Ontology annotation, cellular component: early endosome membrane. The record is from RefSeq and is a predicted model, not a curated record. Bases 324 to 1277 code for a protein of 317 amino acids. Gene Ontology annotation, biological process: protein transport.
CCUGUUUUCAAACAGGAAACUUAGUGAAGCUGCAGCCACUCGUCUGCUCCUAGGGGCUUGGCACGACUCACAGAAAGGGACAAUGUGAUACCCCUCCCGGACCCCUGGACACACGCAGGGCCACAGGCCUCAGAUAAGUUGACUGAAGCAAGUGCGUAGGAGUGCCCCCAGGAAACGUUGGGCCACCAAGAAUUCAUUAGACAAGAGAGCACGUGGUCCACACAGCAUCUUGCCUGGGCACCUACCAGAACAUAGGGAAUCUGUCCCUAGCCUUCCAUCACCAGCAGGACCAGGCUUGUGGCCACACUUUGCGGCCUUGGAGCAUGGCAAGUCCUGAGCACCCUGGGGGUCCUGGUUGGACAGGGUACCCUGCAGCCCAGUGUGUGGCAAGGACCAAGCAAGAAGCAUCAGCCACUGGUCCAGACCUCCCACAUCCAGGACCUGAAGGACACUUAGAUAUGCCCAGCAGCCUGAGCCCCAACUCCAGCAUGACCACGCGAGAGCUGCAGGAGUAUUGGAGGAACGAGAAAUGCCACUGGAAGCAUGUCAAACUGCUCUUUGAGAUCGCGUCGGCCCGCAUUGAGGAGAGAAAGGCCUCCAAGUUCGUGAUGUACCAAAUCGUUGUCAUCCAGACAGGGAGUUUUGACAGCAACAAAGCCAUCCUGGAACGGCGCUACUCAGACUUUGAGAAGCUCCAGAAAAACCUCCUGAAGAUUUUCAGGGAAGAGAUCGAAGAUGUCGCCUUCCCCAAGAAGCACCUCAUGGGGAACUUCACGGAGGAGAUGAUCUGUGAGCGCAAGCUGGCCUUCAAAGAGUACCUGAGCCUGCUCUACACUAUCCGCUGCGUGCGCCGCUCCCGCGAGUUCAUCGACUUCCUGACGCGGCCCGAGCUGCGCGAGGCCUUCGGAUGCCUGCGCGCCGGCCAGUACACCAAGGCCCUGGACAUACUGGUGCACGUGGUGCCCCUGCAGGAGAAGCUGACCCGCCACUGCCCCGUCCUGGUGGUCCCGGCCCUCUGCGCCAUGCUGCUGUGUCACCGUGACCUCGAGCACCCCCUGGAGGCCUUCGCCGUGGGCGAGAGGGCCCUGCAGUACCUGGAGGCCCGGGAGAGCCACCGGUACUACGCGCCCCUGCUGGACGCCAUGGCCCGCCUGGCCUACGUGCUGGGCAAGGACUUUGUGUCCCUGCAAGAGAAACUGGAGGAGCGCCAGCUCCGGAAGCCCACCACCCGGGGGCUCACCCUGAAGGAACUCACAGUCCGAGAGUAUCUGUACUGAGCUAGCCAGCCCGGAGGAGCGGGAGACUUGGGGGUCACCUGUUUGGUGGGCUCUUUGGGCUUCAUUUUUAGUGGGAAGAGUCAUUUUUGGUUCUAACUUAAGGGUCGACUUUGGGCAAGCCCCUACCCCUCUCUGGUCCUCUGUUUCCUCAUCCCGACAAAGGUUGAACCUUCUUGGAA